Messenger RNA from Amphibalanus amphitrite, 3512 nucleotides. Its product is annotated as SRSF protein kinase 3-like. Bases 691 to 2691 code for a protein of 666 amino acids. Gene Ontology annotation, biological process: spliceosomal complex assembly; regulation of mRNA processing; protein phosphorylation. Gene Ontology annotation, molecular function: ATP binding; protein kinase activity. The transcript has 12 exons. The record is from RefSeq and is a predicted model, not a curated record. Lineage: Eukaryota; Metazoa; Arthropoda; Thecostraca; Balanomorpha; Balanidae.
GGAGAUCGGACAGAAAGCGGAGAGCGUGCGUUUGGAUUGUGGAUGUGUGAGGCUGAGGGGUGUAGCGCGAUACGGUGGAAAACUGAGGCGAAAUAAAUUGUUAUUAACUUUUAACGUCUGUCAUACCGGGCACAAGAUUUGUGAUGCACUUAUGUGCAUAAAACUUUUCGUGUAAAAGGAGCCCAGCUUGUGCGCAGUGCUAAUUCUCCCUCCUGUUGCUGUGCUCGCGCAGACAAAGGAUAAGGAAUCGCCAUGCCUGGCAUGAAUUCAGCAGUGAAUCGUAAAGGUAAUCCAUUCUGUUUUUGCAUUUUGUAUUUCAUGGAUUUAUUUUGAUGCAUUUUAUUGAGGAAAUUGCUAUUUCAAUCUUGCUCUGCGCCCUGCGUGCGCGCCAUUCAGGCCAAGAAGAAACGGCCGAAGCGGCCGACGGCCAAGAUCAAGCAGCAGAUCCAGUCACAGGCGACCGGCGACCGGGCCAACAACCAGCACAAGAACGGCGACAACAAUAGGACCGAGUCGUCGCGGACGGAGGCGAGCGUCUCUGAGAAGGACAGCGCCGCCAGCGACGACGAGAAGGAGAGCAUCGGCAGCGACGACGAAAAGGAGGAGGAGAUCCUCGGCUCGGACGAUGACGAGCAGGAGGCGCCCUCCGACUACAAACCCGGCGGCUACCACCCGGUGCAGAUCGGCGACAUGUUCCACGGCCGCUACCACGUCAUCAGGAAGCUGGGCUGGGGCCACUUCUCUACCGUCUGGCUCUGCUGGGAUAUACGGGACAAGCGGUUCGUGGCCAUGAAGGUCGUCAAGAGCGCCAGCCACUACACGGAGACGGCGCUGGACGAGAUCAAACUGCUCAAAUGUGUCCGUGACAGUGACGAGGAGGAUCCGUCGCGGGAGCGGACCGUCCAGCUCCUGGACGACUUCAAAAUCAACGGCGUCAACGGCACCCACGUCUGCAUGGUGUUCGAGGUGCUGGGACACAACCUGCUGAAGCUCAUCAUCCGCAGCAACUACCAGGGCAUCCCCAUGCAGAACGUCAAAUCCAUCAUCAAACAGGUGCUGCAGGGCCUGGACUACAUGCACACCAAGUGUCAGAUCAUUCACACAGACAUAAAGCCGGAGAACGUGCUGCUCUGUGUGGACGAGGCGCAGGUGCGGCGGCUGGCCGCCGACGCCGCCCAGGUCCAGAAGAUGGGACUCAAACUGCCCGGCUCCUUCAUGGCCACCACACCAAAGCACCUGCAGCAACCCGACCCGUCCACACUCACCAAAAACAAGAAGAAGAAGCUGAAGAAGAAGGCCAAGCGGCAGGCCAAGCGUCUCGAGCAGAUGGCCGAGCUGACGGAGCAGUGGGAGCGGGAGCACGCCGAGGCCGGCGCCGCGACUGCUGCCGCCUCCGGCCCGGAGUUGAACGGAGCCGCCUCUGAGAACGGUGCCGGCGGGCAGAGCAGUCAGCCGGCGGCGGCAGCGACCAACGGGACAGGGAAGGACGGUCCGCCGGCGGCCACCAACGGGACGGGGACGGACGGCCCGCCGGCUCCCACCAACGGGACGGCGGAGGCGAGCCCGGCGCCGGCCGCCGCGGACUCGUCACCGGCAGCGGACCCGACACCAGCAGCAGACCCGGCGCCGGCCGCGGACCCGGCGGCGGCAGACCCGGCGGCAGCAGCAGAUCCAGUACCGGCAGCAGACCCGGCGCCGGCGCCACUGCAGAACGGCGCCGCUCAGCCCGCGGCGGACACACAGGAGGAGACUAAGGUGAACGGAGACGCCGCCUCCCCGCCUCCUCCGGCAGAGGGGGAGGAGGACAGAGCGGUGGAGAGGAGGAGGAGGGAGGCCGACCACCGCCGGAGGCCCGAGGACGAGCCGCACGACCCGCGCGACCGCACCGACCCCAGUGCAGAGGCCGUCAAAACCGCGAACCGCCAGAGUCUGGCCAACAUGGAGGUGGGCAUGGUGGAGCACGCGCAGGGCGGCGAGACGGUGACGCUGCCGUACGACCUGGAGGAGGCGGGCGCGGCGACACCGGCGGCCGGCGGGACGGCGGUGGACAGCGCUGGGGCGGCGCCGGCGCGGCGGGCCGAGCAGGGCGCCGAGCCGCCCGAGACACCGGCGGCGGCAGACGACGGUGCCGGCACGGCGCGGACCGGAGCCCCGCCCAGGAGACCCGACCCCGUGCACGAGGUGUGCGACAUCCAGGUUAAGAUCGCCGACCUCGGAAACGCCUGCUGGACGCACCACCAUUUCACGGAGGACAUUCAGACGCGCCAGUACCGGUGCCUUGAGGUGCUGCUGGGCGCCGGGUACGGUCCCCCGGCCGACAUCUGGUCCACGGCGUGUAUGGCGUUUGAGCUGGCCACCGGCGACUACCUGUUCGAGCCUCACACGGGUCAGAACUACAGCAGAGACGAGGACCACAUCGCGCACAUCAUCGAGCUCAUGGGAGACAUCCCCAAACGGAUAAUGUUCAGCGGCAAAUACUCGCGCGACUUCUUCAAUAGGAAAGGCGAGCUGCGUCACAUCUUCAAGCUGAACCCGUGGGCGCUGCACGAGGUUCUGAUGGAGAAGUACGAGUGGCCCGAGGCCGAGGCGCACGCCUUCGCCGAGUUCCUGUUGCCGAUGCUGCACUUUGACCCGGAGCAGCGCGCCACGGCUGCCGACUGCCUGCGACACCCGUGGUUCGACUCGUUGUGACGCGGCGCGGCCCGGCCGCGGCCGCCGCCCCAGACGGCCGGUAUUUUUGUACGCUGAGCGGCCGGCGGACGCGCGCGGCGCCCCAUAGCCCAAUGAUGUGACCGGCGCCGCGCAGACGUGAUUGGCGCACGGUGUGUGCGUUUAUGGCGCACCUCUGCACCGGCCGACUGUGACGAGUGUGGCGCGCCCGUUCGCUGCGGGACAGCUGUGACGCGCGGCGGCGAGGAGCGGCGCGCGCGCGGCGGCCGCUCGGUUGUGAGACGGACGGUCCUCGCGCGGUGAAAUGAACUCUGCCGCCCGGCGGCCGGGGACGCCCUCUGUGAGACGCGUCUGCCCGGCGGCGGCCGGAGCGGGCCGCGGGUCCGACUGCCGCCUCAGUGACUGCCGGCGGCCAGCACUGCCCUCACCUCAGCCAGAGAGACGGACGGCCGGCCGCGACAGGACCGAACACAAACGACUGGACCUCCCACUGCUGCACAAUCCCGACCGGCCGAGCGGCGCCGCCGAACACGCGGCAACACGCCACCGGCACACGGGCUCGGACGCUUUCAGUGAAAUGCCUUUCGUAUUGUUUCUGAUAGGGUAGCGUUGCGUGUGGCGAACAGUCCUGACGUCUGAGCGGGUUUCAGCUGUCAUUUGUCGUUGAUUUUCGCCCGGCGUCCGGCCGGCCGACGGCUGCUCACGGUAGCCGAUAUUGAACACGCCGUGCUGAUGCUGUUCACGCACGGCCGCACUGUUCUCCCUACCUUUGUGGCUGGUUCAUGUUCCGUUCAGUUGCUGCUUGAUGGACCCGAAUCGGUAGUUAAUAUAGGUUUCCAUGA